ACGCCUUCGCUGGUGUUAAUUUUUGAGUAAACUCUUAAGGAAUUCACUGAUCGUUGGUGAGUGAAAGUCAAAAUACCGGUUUUUAAUGCAAAAAUACUUAUUGCAUGCGGUGGUGCCUACUUGCGGUUCAGAGAGAAAUACAUUUACUUGUUAGUAGUUGCCGAAAAGAUGUUCUUCCGAAAUGCCAUCUGUUUGUUGAUUGGUUUGAUUGUGGGAGUGCGUCUCACCGAUUUCUGGGAUUACGUCAAGUUGCAGCGACUGAGCAAGAAUGAGCGGCUGAAUUAUACAAAUUUUACACAUACAUACGCGCUUGCACAGGAUGCCGAUACACUUCCGGAAUAUUUGUUUAACAACACUCGGGUAUUGUGUUGGGUCAUGACUAUGCCAGAGAACCAUUUGGAGCGCGCGGUGCACAUAAGGAAUACAUGGGGCAGACGGUGUAAUAAGUUGCUCUUCAUGAGCACCGAAAAGGAUGAUUUUUUGGAAACUGUACGCUUGGAGGUGCCUGAGGGUCGCGAUUAUUUGUGGCAUAAGACGCGCGCUGCCUUCAAAUAUAUUUACGAACAUCAUUUGAACGAUGCAGAUUGGUUUCUUAAGGCUGAUGAUGAUAGUUACUUUAUUAUGGAGAACCUGCGUUCUUUUCUGUAUCAAUUCUCUGCAGAUGUUCCGGUGUAUUUUGGUUGCAAAUUUCAUCCAUUUGUCAAGCAGGGUUACAUGUCUGGUGGUGCCGGUUACGUGCUGAGCCGUGCCGCGUUGCUUCGCUUUGCUGAUGUCGCCCUCUCCAACGGCACCGCGUGCUCGCAAAAUCAACUCUCCGAGGACAAAGAGAUGGGAAUUUGUUUGCAGAAUGCCGGCGUUGUAGCUGGGGAUGCGCGCGACGAUGAGGGCGCCGAACGUUUCCAUCCAUUGGCGCCAAUGCAUCUGAUACCUGUCGAUACGUCGGAAUGGUACCCAUUGUACCUGUUCUACAAACGCGAUAAGAAUCUCCAAUGUUGCUCGCGCAGUGCAAUUUCUUUUCAUUACAUUAAGCCGAAGGAGUUCUAUGUUUUAGAUUACCUCCUUUAUGUAUUACGUCCAUUUGGCGUUGGAAAUACGGCGUCCAAGUUGCCUGCCAAGGUGAAUAUGGCGAUGCUGAUGGACAAAUGAAAGCGCGAAUUAUCUGAUAAUAUUUUUAAGGAUGAAGAAUAAAUAAGGAUUAAGUCAAA
Molecule: messenger RNA, 1205 nt
Organism: Anastrepha obliqua
Lineage: Eukaryota; Metazoa; Arthropoda; Insecta; Diptera; Tephritidae
Product: glycoprotein-N-acetylgalactosamine 3-beta-galactosyltransferase 1-like
Exons: 4
Coding region: 169-1146 (325 amino acids)
Cellular component (GO): membrane
Molecular function (GO): N-acetylgalactosaminide beta-1,3-galactosyltransferase activity
Source: RefSeq, a predicted model, not a curated record